CUUUCUCCCGCUCCCCUUCCCGCUGCCCGUAGUUGUGGCUGUAGCUGCAGCCGCCUCCGGAGCUCACCCGGGUCUGGGGCCCGCUUCCCCCCUGGCGCCCCUCGGUUCUUCCCGUUGCCGUCACUGAGGAUGAGUCCCUGCGCGGCCGUGUGUCCACCCCGCGGAGACCGCCGGCGCCCUUUAAUCUAGCGACUGGUCACCCUUGCAAUUAUGGAUAUUUAAAAGGAUCAGAUAGUGUGGAGGGGGAAUUCCCCUCCUCACUCCCCCUUGGUGCUUGACUCCAGGAAUAAUUUAUAAACUGUGGAAAGCUCCUUUUUGAAAAAACUAAAGAACUUGUAUUUGAUAUAAACUUUAUAGCACUAUUUAUAAUUUUUUUUUUUUAAUUUAAGUGCCAAAAUCAAUUGUACAAAGAUUUAUAGUUUUAUACUCUUGCCAUUAGGGUUUAAAUUAUAAUCCUAAGCAGGCCAUUUAGUCUCUAUAAAUUUUUCUAGUAGCACUAUUGUGUCCUGCUUUUUCAUUUUUAAAAAUUAGUCUUAUCUGACUACUCUGAAGAAGUAGCAGUAUAAAAACAAUUAGGAUGAAUUCUUCCAUCCCUGACUGCACAUCAAAGUGUCGAUCCCUGAAGCAUGCCUCGGAUGUCCUUUCUGUGGUCACCAAGGGGAGUGAAAACCAGAUUAAGGCCUUUCUCUCUAGUCAUUGUUAUAAUGCCGCAACUAUCAAGGAUGACUUCGGCAGAAAUGCCCUCCAUCUUGUUUCCUCCUGUGGGAAGAAAGGAGUGUUAGAAUGGCUUAUUGAGAAAGGAGUGGAUCCCUUGGUGAAAGACAAGGAAUCAGGAUGGACAGCUUUGCACAGAAGCAUAUUUUAUGGACAUAUUGAUUGUGUUUGGUCUCUAUUGAAGCAUGGUGUUAGUCUGUAUAUUCAAGAUAAAGAAGGCUUGUCAGCUUUGGAUCUUGUAAUGAAGGAUAGACCAGCUCAUGUAGUAUUCAAAAACACUGAUCCUACAGAUGUCUACACUUGGGGAGAUAAUACAAAUUUCACCCUGGGUCAUGGAAGCCAGAAUAGCAAACACCAUCCAGAAUUGGUGGAUCUGUUCUCCAGAAGCGGAGUUUAUAUUAAGCAGGUGGUGCUUUGUAAAUUUCACUCAGUAUUUCUGUCUCAGAAAGGGCAGGUCUAUACUUGUGGUCAUGGUCCUGGAGGACGUUUAGGCCAUGGAGAUGAACAGACAUGCUUGGUCCCUAGGCUUGUGGAAGGGCUGAGUGGUCAUAAUUGUUCCCAAGUGGCAGCUGCUGAGGAUCAUACUGUUGUAUUAACUGAAGAUGGAUGUAUUUAUACAUUUGGUCAAAAUACUUUUCAUCAAUUAGGAAUUAUUCCUCCACCUUCCAGUUGUAAUGUACCCAGACAGAUGCAGGCAAAAUAUCUCAAAGGAAGGACAAUCAUUGGAGUAGCAGCAGGCAGGUUUCAUACAGUGUUAUGGACUAGAGAAGCUGUUUACACUAUGGGACUAAAUGGUGGACAACUGGGUUAUUUGCUAGAUCCCAAUGGAGAAAAGUGUGUAACUGCUCCUCGCCAAGUCUCUGCCCUUCAUCAUAAGGACAUCACUCUAUCUUUGGUUGCUGCAAGUGAUGGGGCCACAGUCUGUGUUACCACAAGGGGAGAUAUUUACUUACUUACAGACUAUCAGUGCAAGAAGAUGGCUUCUAAGCAGCUAAACUUGAAAAAGGUCCUUGUGUCUGGGGGACGUAUGGAAUACAAGGUUGAUCCUGAACAUUUGAAAGAAAAUGGGGGUGAAAAAAUUUGUAUUCUUGCAAUGGAUGGAGCUGGAAGGGUGUUUUGCUGGAGAUCAGUCAGCAGUUCUCUGAAGCAGUGUCGAUGGGCUUAUCCACGACAAGUCUUCAUUUCUGAUAUUGCUUUAAAUAGGAAUGAAAUUUUAUUUGUCACCCAGGAUGGAGAAGGAUUUAGAGGGAAAUGGUUUGAAGAAAAAAGAAAGAGUUCUGAAAAGAAAGAGAUUUUAUCAAACCUUCAUAAUUCCUCAUCAGAUGUGUCCUGUGUCUCUGAUGUAAAUAGUGUAUAUGAAAGAAUUCGACUUGAGAAACUUACUUUUGCCCACAGAGCUGUUAGCGUCAGCACAGAUCCAAGUGGAUGCAACUUUGCAGUUCUGCAGUCAGAUCCUAAAACAAGCCUUUAUGAAAUUCCAGCUGUGUCUUCCUCAUCCUUUCUUGAAGAGUUUGGCAAACUGUUGAGGGAAACAGAUGAAAUGGACAGCAUCCAUGAUGUGACAUUUCAAGUUGGCAACAGAAUCUUCCCUGCUCAUAAAUAUAUUUUGGCAUUGCGUUCUGACUUUUUUCAGAAAUUGUUCCUUUCAGAUAGUACUUCUUUAGAUUUUACAGAUGUUUACCGGAAAGACGAAGAUUCUGCAGGAUGCCCUCUCUUUGUGGUAGAGAAGGUCCAUCCUGACUUGUUUGAAUACCUUUUACAAUUUAUAUACACAGAUACUUGUGACUUUUUAACUCCUGGCUUCAAACCAAGAAUUAACUUAAACAAAAAAACAGAAGAAUAUCAGGUCACGAUGAAUUCUCAUUUGAAUAAGAUGAAUUCCCAUGAAGAUAAUCAGAAGUCAGCAUUUGAAGUUUAUAAAAGUAAUCAAGCACAUACAAUUAGUGAAAAGCAGAAAAGCAAACCCAAAUCUUCCAAAAAAGUAAAAAGUGUUGGGGAAGAUGAUCCUGUAAGAAUGUUGCAAAAUGUUGCAAAGAAAUUUGGUUUCAGUAAUUUGAGUAGUAGGUUAGAUGGAGUCAGAUUUGAAAAUGAAAAAAUUAAUGUUAUUUCCAAGAAAACUGGUAACAAACUAAAACUAAAUCAGAAAAAAUGUUCAUUUCUGUGUGAUGUGACCAUGAAAUCAGUGGAUGGAAAGGAAUUUCCUUGUCAUAAAUGUGUUCUUUGUGCUAGACUUGAAUAUUUUCAUAGUAUGCUGAGUAGCUCAUGGAUCGAGGCUUCCAGUUGUGCAGCUCUGGAGAUGCCAAUACAUUCUGACAUACUGAAAGUUAUUUUGGACUACCUCUAUACUGAUGAAGCUGUGGUGAUAAAAGAAUCUCAAAAUGUGGAUUUUAUUUGCAGCGUUCUUGUGGUCGCUGACCAGCUUCUCAUAACUCGAUUGAAAGAGAUUUGUGAAGUAGCAUUAACUGAAAAACUUACCCUCAAGAAUGCGGCUAUGCUACUAGAAUUUGCAGCAAUGUAUAAUGCUGAGCAAUUGAAACUAUCUUGUUUACAGUUUAUAGGACUGAAUAUGGCAGCUUUACUUGAAGCAAGGUCUCUUGAUGUUUUAAGUGUUGGUGUUUUGAAGGAUCUUUCUGCAUUUUACCGAAAAAUGAUUCCAGCAAUGGAUAAAAGAGUCAUCACACCAUAUCAAGAUGGACCAGAUAUUAGCUAUUUGGAACUAGUAGAAGAUGGAGAUGUUUUUUUGAAAGAAGAAAUAAAUACUGAACAAAGUUAUUCGGAAAGUAUGUUCAAGAAGGCCAAAACAAAAGCAAAAAAGAAGCCACGUAAGCGUUCAGAUAGUUCUGGAGGUUAUAACCUUUCCGAUAUUAUUCAGAGCCUACCAUCUACAGGAUUAUUAAAGUCUGAUAAGACCAAUUCUGUGGAAUCGCUUCCAGAACUGUUGACGUCAGACUCUGAAGGAAGCUAUGCAGGAGUGGGUAGUCCUAGAGAUUUACAGUCCCCUGAUUUCACAACAGGAUUUCAUUCAGAUAAGACUGAGGGGAAAACAAAACCAUAUGUUAAUGGUGCACCACCUACAUAUUUAAGGGAAGAUUUAAAACCAUGGGAAAAAUCACCAAUACUUAAAAUAUCUGUUCCACAACCCAUUCCGAGUAACAGAAUUGAUACUUCAAGCUCUUCUAGUUGGGUUGCUGGUUCUUUCAGUCCUGUCAGCCCUCCUAUCAUGGAUCUGAGAACCAUCAUGCAAAUUGAAGAAAAUAGACAAAAAUGUGGAGCAACACCAAAGACAAACUUGGGCAAAGUGAUUUCUCCUGGAGUUAAACUUUCUCAGAAGCAACGAAAAAUGAUUGCAAUGACUACCAAAGAAAAUAACUCAGGAGUGAAUAGCAUGGAAACAGCUUUAACUGCUCCUUCAAAAAACACAAAACUAGCACAUGCCUGGGCAUCUUCUCUACAUUCAUUUUCAUCCAAGUCAUUCCGGGAUUUCUUAGUAGAAGAAAAAAAAUCUGUUACUGGGCACAGUGCAGGAGAUCAUGUCAAAAAAGUUUGUGUUAAAGGAAUUGAAAAUCCCCAGGCUCCAAAAGUUAUAAGAUGCUCUACUCAUGGUACCCCAGGACCAGAAGGCAACCAUGUUUCAGAUGUACCACUUCUGGACAGUCACAAUCCUUGGUUGUCUUCUUCACUGGCUGCUCCGCCUGUAGUAGCCCCAGUCACUUUCGCAUCUAUUGUAGAAGAGGAACUACAACAGGAAGCUGCACUCAUCAGAAGUCGAGAAAAACCCUUGGCUUUGAUUCAGAUUGAGGAGCAUGCAAUACAAGAUUUAUUGGUUUUCUAUGAGGCGUUUGGCAACCCUGAUGAGUUUGUCAUUGUUGAAAGGACACCACAGGGACCACUGGCAGUACCUAUGUGGAAUAAGCAUGGAUGCUAGUUUGCUGUGGAAUUGAGAUGUGUUUUUCAUAAAUCGUGAUUGUUAUAAAAAGCUGUGGAAGAGUUCUUACAAAUUUGGUAACAGAUCAUUCUAGGUAGAAUAAGAAAGAUCUAAUUUCUGUACUGCAGUUCAAGCAUAUAAUAUUUGUGUGAUUAAAAAGAAAUUCCUUAGACUUGUGAUUUUAGUAAUUUUAUGUAAAAGUGUAUGAGAGGAAAAACUAGAUUAAGUUUAAGUAGAAACAUUUCUUCUGAAUAGGUCUGAAAAGGAAAACAAGCAAUUGAAGUGUAAAAUUUAGGAGUGAUGCAUUAAUAAUAACUUUCCAUUUGAAAACUUGUGAUAAAUAAUUUAGAAGAUUUUUGCCAAAUAUCUGUUGUCACUUCUUUUUUGAUAUAACAUUGGUGAGCUUAAAGUAGGAGUAUUAGCCAUUAUUUUUGAUCCAUUAAUGUCCAAAAUUUUGUGUUUACUACAAUAAUUCUCCAUUUUUGUGUCUUUUUUCAUCAAGCCAUGAACAUUCUAGUCUGUUUAAAGUUUGAAUGCUCAAAUGCCAUAUUAUUUCAGCUUGGAUAGCAUAUUCUCCAUUUGCAUUAAACUAUGGAGUACAGUGAAAAGGAAAUAUGAACACUUCUGAAUAGCUUAGUCCAAGAUAAUAGUUUCUUUAUAAGAUUUGGAGUCAUUGUGGGUUGUGUCUUAGUGGGAGGGGAGACCUUAUAAAAGCCUAAUUGUGAGAGAAUCAGUUUUCCAGUGUUAAAAUUUUCUGAAAUAAAUGCUUAAUUAUACGUUACAAGAAUUAAAUAAUUUAGAAGAAGAUGGGUUUAUGGUUACUUUACAAUAUUAUGUUAUCAGAAUUUCUCUGAGCCUGGAUUAUAUAAAUAGACAUAUACAUUGUUUGUUUUCUUUACAGUACGCUAUUUGGUUUACUUUUGAGUGGUUAAAUUUUAAAAAAACGUUAAAUGUGUGCUCUAGUUCCUGGACAGAUUGGGAAGGUUAAUGUUCUAGUUUCUGGGACAUGAGCCUAGGGGAACACACAGGAAAUUCACUGCGUUAAUUCAGAUGAUGGAAAUAUGGCUGCAACUAACAGUACUUGAGGUUUAGCUCUACUUGAAAGAGGCAAACUUGUAAGUAAAUGUGCAAUAAAAAAUAAUCUUGAUCACU
Molecule: messenger RNA, 5791 nt
Organism: Miniopterus natalensis
Lineage: Eukaryota; Metazoa; Chordata; Mammalia; Chiroptera; Miniopteridae
Gene: IBTK
Product: inhibitor of Bruton tyrosine kinase
Biological process (GO): negative regulation of protein phosphorylation
Cellular component (GO): cytoplasm; nucleoplasm
Molecular function (GO): protein tyrosine kinase inhibitor activity; protein kinase binding
Source: RefSeq, a predicted model, not a curated record